Molecule: messenger RNA, 478 nt
Organism: Rhagoletis zephyria (snowberry fruit fly)
Lineage: Eukaryota; Metazoa; Arthropoda; Insecta; Diptera; Tephritidae
Product: pancreatic trypsin inhibitor-like
Molecular function (GO): serine-type endopeptidase inhibitor activity
Source: RefSeq, a predicted model, not a curated record
CGCGUAUUCACAAAGUGUCCUUACUGAGCUUGCUGGUUCCUUAUUUGAGCAGAGCCUGCGAUUUGAAUUUAAAAAAAAGUGAAACUAAUAACAAAAACUCUAUAAAAAAAAUGUCUAGCAAUAAUGCGUUGAAUUUAAAAGCAAUUACAAGUCGUCAGCUACGGAGCGUAUCCUUGCUUUUGCUUCUAAUACUUCUAAUCCUCUCAACGCGUGAGGUGGACGCCGGCAGUUUCGCGGUUAAUCGAACAGUCCCCGCCUGCAAAAUACCCCGUAUUCCCCUACUCUGUGAAAGCAAAAUACUGCGAUAUGCCUACAAUGCCACCACCGGCAAAUGUGUGAGUCUCUAUACCAGCGGCUGUGCACCCAGUGCGAUCACAAAACAUUUUCUCACCUUCGAGGAAUGUCGACGCGAUCGUAUGAAAAUACUUCGAUACUAAGUGAUGAAGCAUUUCCAAAGAUUGCAAACAACUUUAAACAC